GCAGAAAAGAGGCGGGUGCGGGAUUGUUUAAAAUAGAAUGGCAGUGAUGGGACUGCAGAGGGAAAAUAAGAUCACACUUAGUGCCUUUGUCGUCUUUACCGAUCAGUGCUUGUUAUUCAGUGCCGAAUAAUACCGAUGAUGAUUUCAGUUGAUGAGUGGCGCGUCCCUGCCCUGGAGAUGAAUCCCUGGGUGCCGGCGCCCUAUGCCGUGACCCCUGCAGCCCAGGUGCUGGCCAGAUGUGUGGCUUCCGGAGCGCUGUCUGAGGACGUGGAUGGCAUCCCCAGAGACAUAACUGUCUUCUCUCCUCAACUCCUUGAAGCUGAACAAGUUGCAGCAUUGAGGCACGACAUUAACGAGAAAAGCCUGGAAGUGGAACUCUUACAGCUAGAAAAAGAGGGAGCUGAGGUCACCCACAGCUUUUAUCUCUCCAAGAAGUUUGAAGCCCUGCAGCAGUUCACCUCCCAUUUGCAGGAAGUAUUGCAUGAACGUAGGAGUCUUUGGCAAAGGCUGAUGAAACCACAUUGCCAGCAGAAUCUGCCCGUUGAGGCCAACCUGCACAGGUAUGUGGUGCAGCUCGUAAGUAUGGCCGCAGACUUCAUCAAGAACCUGGAGAGCAGGGUGCAGACAACGCGCUCCAUUCCUGACAUUGGCCAGUCCAUGGCCAGCCUGGAUAAUGCUCUCACUCGGCUUCUGUCUUUGGUAUCAGAUGUGGAAGAGCUGUCUAAGCAAAUUCUACAGUGGAAGGAUCUACAGAUUAAUGCCCCAAAACAAUCACCAGAAAAACACUAACAAUGCAGAAAGUAUACUUCUAAGCACCUCUAGUAUUAUCAUCAUUAAUACAGGAAUCAGUUUAAAACAGGAUAUUCAUAGUUUUUGUACACUUAUUACUUUUACUUAUUACUGACUACUACUCAUAAUUGAAGUGUUAGCAUUGUGUUUACAAUAAGUAAUUUGGGACCACAUCUUUUGCCUUAAAAACAAUCAAGAGGAAGACUUUUUUUAACCAACGGUAUGUUCCUUGAUAUUCUGUAUUAAUACAUUUUACGGUUUCCACUGUUAUGACUCAUGCUUAUUGGCUAAUGAUAUUUUAAAAUGUCUUCUUAUUAAUCUCUUUUAUAAAUAAAUCCCAUGCAGUUUUAACUAUUG
Messenger RNA from Lepisosteus oculatus (spotted gar), 1146 nucleotides. It is a transcript of the gene haus2, whose product is annotated as HAUS augmin like complex subunit 2. The record is from RefSeq and is a predicted model, not a curated record. Gene Ontology annotation, cellular component: HAUS complex; centrosome; mitotic spindle microtubule. Lineage: Eukaryota; Metazoa; Chordata; Actinopteri; Semionotiformes; Lepisosteidae. Gene Ontology annotation, biological process: centrosome cycle; microtubule nucleation; spindle assembly.